Messenger RNA from Penicillium antarcticum, 837 nucleotides. RefSeq names its product NAD(P)-dependent oxidoreductase. Gene Ontology annotation, molecular function: oxidoreductase activity, acting on the CH-OH group of donors, NAD or NADP as acceptor; NADP binding. The transcript is spliced from 2 exons. Lineage: Eukaryota; Fungi; Ascomycota; Eurotiomycetes; Eurotiales; Aspergillaceae. Bases 1 to 837 code for a protein of 278 amino acids. The record is from RefSeq and is a predicted model, not a curated record.
AUGUCAUCUGUUAGUAUUCUUGGUCUUGGAGCUAUGGGGACAGCCCUGGCCUCUCGAGUCGCUGUAUGGAAUCGAUCUCCACAAAGAGCAGUCCCUUUACUCAGCAAGGGCGCAAAUCUUGCCCAAACAGCGGUAGAUGGCAUCAAUGCAAGUGAUCUGAUCAUUAUCUGCCUCCUCAACAACGCUGCUGUCCAAACAACCCUCGCUGGCGCUCUUGACCAAGUCCAAGGCAAGACCAUUGUCAACCUAACAAACGGAACACCUGACCAAGCUCGCAAGCUAUCGGACUUGGUCGUUGGCCACGGUGCUCGAUACAUCCACGGCGGAAUUAUGGCCACCCCUUCCAUGAUUGGUUCACCUCAUGCUCUGAUACUGUACAGCGGGUCACAACAAGCAUUCAAGGCCGACGAACCCUAUCUGUUGGUGCUGGCUAAGUGUAUCUUCCUCAGUGAGGAUGCGGGCGCUGCUUCCCUGCAUGACCUGGCUCUACUUAGCGGCAUGUAUGGUCUCUGCUCAGGCUUCCUGCAUGCAACUGCGCUCGUGAGGUCGAGCACACCCGCCGUUAAGUUCACGGACCUCUUGGUUCCCUGGCUGGGAGCAAUGACCGAGUACACUAAAGUGAUAGCAAAGCAGAUUGACGAGGGAAAGUAUGCUAGUGAGGGAUCAAAUAUGGCCAUGCAAUUAGUUGCUAUCCAGAAUAUUAUUGACACCAGUGCGGCCCAGCAAGUCUCCGCUGAUUUCAUUCGUCCGAUAAAGCAAUUGAUGGAGAAGGCAGCUGCGGCUGGUCAUAGCGGUGAUGAUAUCUCUGCUUUGAUUGAUUUUGCGAAGGCAUCAUGA